This is a messenger RNA of Salarias fasciatus (jewelled blenny), 1079 nucleotides long. It is a transcript of the gene blvrb, whose product is annotated as biliverdin reductase B. Bases 117 to 740 code for a protein of 207 amino acids. The transcript is spliced from 5 exons. NCBI's taxonomy places the organism in Eukaryota, Metazoa, Chordata, Actinopteri, Blenniiformes, Blenniidae. The record is from RefSeq and is a predicted model, not a curated record. Gene Ontology annotation, molecular function: biliverdin reductase [NAD(P)H] activity; riboflavin reductase (NADPH) activity.
AGGCAUAAAAAGCUGCAGCCAAAUGUGACUUUAUUUCAGUCAAAGUGUCUCCAGCUGAGAGACACACUUCAACCGACGAGCUGUCGCUGGGUCGCGGACUUGGGCUCCUGAGAAAAAUGUCGGACUCCAUUAAAAACGUCGCUAUAUUUGGCUCCACCGGGAUGACCGGGCUGGUGACCCUGCCGCAAGCCGUGGCUGCAGGUUACAAUGUGACACUGCUGGUCCGCGACCCCACCCGGCUGCCCGCCGACCACAAGGCGUCCAAGGUGGUGGUCGGAGACGUGCUGAAUAAAGACGACGUGAAGAAGACGAUGGAGGGCCAGGAUGCGGUGAUCAUCAUCCUUGGGACCAGGAACGACCUCAGUCCUACCACCAUGAUGUCUGAAGGAACCAAGAACAUUCUGGAAGCCAUGAAGGCUCGAGGGAUCCGCAAAGUGGUGGCCUGCAUGUCGGCCUUCCUGCUGUGGGAUCGGGCCAAAGUCCCGCCUCGCCUGAUCCCCGUGACGGAGGACCACGAGAGGAUGUACGACUUGCUGAAAGCCUCGGAGCUGGACUACGUGGCCGUCAUGCCCCCCCACAUCGGCGGCGACCUUCCUCGGACCGAGUCGUACGCGGUGGCAGAGAACAUGCUCAGAGGCAGAGCCAUCUCCACACACGACCUGGGACAUUUCUUCGUCAGGUGUCUGUCCACCACAGAGUGGGACGGCAAGACGGUGGGACUGUGGGGAGACUACAAGUAAUCCCGGAAGACGUUGUUUCUGAUGAGCCCGAUUGGCUCCUUUCGCCUCCGCAUUCACGAAAAAUGAUGGAUGUUUGGGUAGAUUCAAAGUGCUUUCCUUUUUAGGUAAAGAUACAACUGCUUUUUUUAAUGUUGUAUUUUUACACUAAUUCAAAUCGUCUUCUUAUUGUUGGUCAAACACUCAAUUUAAAAGAAGUGCCAAAAAUGGAGCAAUGCUUUUUGUUAACCUUUUGCCAUUUUUAUUCAGUCAUCAAUCAAAGUGUACAUGUUUUUUUUAAAGAUGCUGAUUCCUGCUUGUUUUGUUAAAGCUGCUGAAAAUAAAAGAUUUUAUUCUGGCAAG